GUUCGUUUUGCUGAAAAAUCAGGUGCAUUGGGUUUGGUUGUUGGACCAGAAAGUCGUAUAGUGGCACAAAUUGAUAAGACAGAACGUGGUCGUAUACCAGUUGUAAUGUUGGAUGAUUUAGAAACAAAACGAUUAAAAAAGCAAUUAAAUGAAGCAACGCAUAGUGGUUCUGUAAUUCGAAUUGCUUUUGAAUAUGUUGAUUUUGAACCUCAAUAUACCUUACGACUACAGGUGAUAAUCAUGAUAAUCAUCUUAGAUUAUCUUGUAAAAUAA
This is a messenger RNA of Acanthocheilonema viteae, 273 nucleotides long. NCBI's taxonomy places the organism in Eukaryota, Metazoa, Nematoda, Chromadorea, Rhabditida, Onchocercidae. The record is from the annotation of a GenBank genome assembly.